UUUGGAAAGUAUUAGACCAGAAUCUGAAGUAAACCUGCUAGAAUGGUGGCGCUGUCGAGCAAGCUUGCUCUGGGAGCUGGAUGCUAUUGGGGGACUGAAAAGUUUAUUGUAAAGGAUUUUCAGAAGCAAUACCCCGGGUCCAUUAAAAAUGCCAAGGUCGGUUUCAUGAGCCCCGAUCCAAACGCAAUGGAAAACCCCUCGUACCGCCAAGUUUGUUCCGGGGCGACCGGCCACGUGGAGGUUCUUUGGGUCGAAUUAAAAGAUCCCAGUACAACGUUUGAGCCGUUGAUUCGUUUCUUUUUCCAGUUUCACGACCCCACUACUCUGAACUCACAAGGAAAUGAUGUUGGUACUCAAUACGCUUCGGCCAUAUUUUGCGAAGACGAGCCUCAGAAACGAAUUGCGGAAAAGGUCAAAGCGGAACUGCAAGACCUUCUGGAUGCUGGUAAAAUUAGUAACUACCGGUCCAACAAAGUCGAGACAAGUAUAGUUGAUACCAACCCCUUUUUCCCAGCUCACGAGGAACACCAAGCGUACCUCGAUAAAAACCCUUCUGGAUACUGCAAUCACUUUUACAGAUUCAAAGCUUGGCCUUCGUCGAAAGACGAACUCUAAGGAAUCCUAAGAUGUUAGCAGUCGUAGAUACUCGUCG
Molecule: messenger RNA, 652 nt
Organism: Phaeodactylum tricornutum CCAP 1055/1
Lineage: Eukaryota; Bacillariophyta; Bacillariophyceae; Surirellales; Neidiaceae
Exons: 2
Coding region: 43-615 (190 amino acids)
Molecular function (GO): peptide-methionine (S)-S-oxide reductase activity
Source: RefSeq, a predicted model, not a curated record